Molecule: messenger RNA, 1554 nt
Organism: Olea europaea var. sylvestris
Lineage: Eukaryota; Viridiplantae; Streptophyta; Magnoliopsida; Lamiales; Oleaceae
Product: CBS domain-containing protein CBSCBSPB3
Exons: 11
Coding region: 235-1539 (434 amino acids)
Source: RefSeq, a predicted model, not a curated record
UUCUCAAAUAGUUCCAUUUCUCUGUCUCUGCGCGUGUAAACAAAGGCAGAACAAGAAAUAGCAAAGAAUUGAGGGAGAGGCGGGGUUAGGGCAUCUGAAUUUAUCCCCUCUCUCAAUCAAAGCCCUAACCUCUCUAAUCCAUUUCCGCAUAAGGAAGAUAACCCAAUAAUAUUGUUAUAUAUUAAGCAUAUACGUAUCUGCAGAUGCAAUAAUUUGGGGAAGAAUUAAAGGAAAAUGAGUGGUCAAGUGGCUCCGAGACGGAACAGUAUGGUUCAGAAGCGGAAUUCGUCCACCCUAAAGAAGUCUUCAGCUCCUCCUUCUGAGAAUGGCGCACCCUCCAAUGGGGUGCAAACGAAUCCUACCUCCCCUCCUCACUCGUCCGUUGGGGAGAGGACAGUUAAGAAGCUUAGGUUAUCUAAGGCACUUACAAUUCCUGAGGGGACCACAGUGUCUGAUGCCUGUCGGAGGAUGGCAGCCAGACGUGUUGAUGCUGUGCUGCUAACUGAUGCUAAUGCCUUGCUCUCAGGCAUUGUCACUGACAAGGACAUUGCGACUAGGGUUAUAGCUGAGGAGUUGAGGCCAGAGCAGACGAUAAUUUCCAAAGUGAUGACGAGGAAUCCCAUUUUCGUGACUUCAGAUACUUUGGCCAUUGAAGCCCUUCAGAAGAUGGUCCAAGGAAAAUUUAGGCACCUUCCCGUUGUUGAAAAUGGUGAAGUUAUAGCUUUGUUAGAUAUCACAAAAUGCCUUUAUGAUGCUAUAUCAAGAAUGGAGAAGGCUGCAGAGCAGGGGAGCGCCAUUGCGGCUGCAGUUGAAGGAGUGGAACGCCAAUUUGGAAGCAAUUUCUCUACGCCAUCAGCUUUUAUUGAAACACUUAGGGAGCGCAUGUUCAAGCCUUCUUUAUCUACUAUUAUUUCUGAAAAUUCCAGGGUUGCGAUAGUAUCACCUUCAGAUCCCAUUCAUGUUGCUGCUAAAAGGAUGCGUGAAUUGCGGGUUAAUUCAGUUCUUAUUAUGAUGGGAAACAAGAUUCUGGGGAUACUUACUUCAAAAGAUAUUCUUAUGCGAGUUGUGGCUCAAAAUCUCUCUCCUGAGCUGACUCUAGUGGAAAAGGUAAUGACUCAGAACCCUGAAUUUGCAACACUAGAGACAACAAUACUCGAAGCGUUGCAUAUAAUGCAUGAUGGGAAGUUUUUACAUCUUCCCGUGGUAGACAAAGAUGGAAGCAUUGCUGCCUGUUUAGAUGUUUUGCAAAUAUCACAUGCAGCAAUUUCUAUGGUUGAAAGUAGCCCUGGCGCUGUUAAUGAUGUGGCAACUACAGUAAUGCAAAAGUUCUGGGAUUCAGCACUUAAUUUAGAGACAUCAGAUGAUUUUGACACUCACAGUGAGAUGUCAGUGUCUCAAUUCAUGGCAUCAGAUGCUAUGGAACCUGGGAAAUCUGCAUACCCAUCCCUUGGUCUUGGGAAUUCAUUUGCUUACAAAUUUAAGGACCAUAAAGGACGUGUACACCGAUUCAACUUUGGUGAGUGUAUAGAGCCUAUAUGACAUGUUGGGCUUUGA